UGCAUUCUAGAGACUUUAACUGAUUUUAUUUUUGUUUAUGAACAAUUUUUUCAUUGGACAAUGAAUAUCUCUAUGUUAAAAAUGAACUCCGUUUAAACCAUGUAAACCUGCUAUUAGAUUAUCAUGUUUAUCGCUGCUGGAAGUUAUCUAAUAAAACGUUGAUUAUUUAUAUUAUUAAAAAAUAUCAAAUUAUUAUGUUAUCAAGAGUGACAGUUAAUAUUAUUAGGAGAUCAAUAUGUAAUAAUGCACGUGCGCUUUAUUGCGCAGGAGAUUCUGUACAAUCAAAUCUUUUAAUUCAUGACAACAGUACAAAACAGCAUAGUAUACAAAAACAUUGUAAUCUUUACAAUCUGUAUAUAAUAAAAAGAUUCAAAUCCAGAAAAAAAACUGCAGAUAGUAAGAAAAGCAGAGAUGAGGAUUCUGAUGAGGAAGAUGAUGCUGUAGAAGCACCAAUAGGUUCAAAAGCGUUAACAGUGAAUCUUACAUCUCUUCGAUUUGAUGCUCUUUGCAAAGCUGGAUUUGGAAUAACACGCAAUAAAAUAGAAGAAGCAUUUUAUGCAAGCAAGUUUCGUAUAAAUGGAAAGAAAGUGUUUAAAAAAUCUGUAGAGGUGGAGGUAGGAGAUGAAAUUGAUUUAGUUUUACAUCGAAAGGAGGAUAAUCCUGAUUUUCUAGUUGUAAAUAGAAUUUUGAUAUUAUCAAUGAGUCCUGGAAUUGAUAAUGUGCGAAUCAAAAUAUCCAGGGAUAAAAACCUAUUAAUUGAAGAUUACGAUGAACCAUGGUCAGUCUAAUAAUUUAAUUUUUAACAUGUUAAUAGUAAAAUUGUAUUAACUUUGCAACUGUAAUAAAGAGAUAUUCUAUACUUCUAUAGUA
This is a messenger RNA of Linepithema humile (Argentine ant), 870 nucleotides long. Its product is annotated as mitochondrial transcription rescue factor 1. NCBI's taxonomy places the organism in Eukaryota, Metazoa, Arthropoda, Insecta, Hymenoptera, Formicidae. Gene Ontology annotation, cellular component: mitochondrion. The record is from RefSeq and is a predicted model, not a curated record. Gene Ontology annotation, molecular function: RNA binding. Gene Ontology annotation, biological process: regulation of mitochondrial transcription.